Messenger RNA from Paramacrobiotus metropolitanus, 2272 nucleotides. RefSeq names its product protein disulfide-isomerase A4-like. Gene Ontology annotation, cellular component: endoplasmic reticulum. Gene Ontology annotation, biological process: protein folding; response to endoplasmic reticulum stress. NCBI's taxonomy places the organism in Eukaryota, Metazoa, Tardigrada, Eutardigrada, Parachela, Macrobiotidae. The transcript is spliced from 9 exons. Gene Ontology annotation, molecular function: protein disulfide isomerase activity. The coding region runs from base 96 to 2039 and encodes 647 amino acids. The record is from RefSeq and is a predicted model, not a curated record.
CGUCCGUAUGGUGACUUUUCAGACUGUUUGUACGCUUUAAUUACUGUACAAUAUCUAUCUCAAAUUCAUAGAUAAAAAUUUUAAAUUGCUACGAAAUGGGAUUAAAACAAGUUGUGUCAAUUUGUUUUACAAUACUGACACUGGCAGAAAAACAUGGGUGCCAAAACGCUCGUUUUGAUAACGUUGAUUAUACCAAGUUGGAUCUUAUGAGUCCAAAUGUUGCCGUGGCCUCGAUGGACAAUGGCGUGCCUCUUAUAACCGGCGACACUCUGGCAAAAGAGGUCUCGAGGAACGAUAUACUACUGAUUAUGUGCUAUGUUCCAUGGGAUCCGAAAUAUCAGGCAAAAAUCAAGAAUUUUGAAACCGUGGCAAAACUUGUCCUUGCAAAUACCGAGGACGCAAUGUUGGCCAAACUCGAUAUGGCUGCGGAACCGGUCGCCGCUCGAGCUGUGGAAGUACAGCCACCCGAACUGCAGUUUAUCCUGUAUUUCCGCGGUGCCGCUUACAAUGUGGAUGAGUUUCCCAAUGCAAAAGCCUUAGCGGCUAUGGUUAAGAAGCUUUCACAAAAGAAUUUUGAAGUGCCGCAGUUACCAUACGGCGAAAUACCUAUCAAAAACCUUUCCAAACCGGACUUCGACAAGGUCACGAAUCAUAAGGAAUUCUCUCUUGUCAUAUUCUAUUUGCCGGGAUCUUCGGCAGGUGAACGUUUGCUGUACAGUUUCGAGCUGGGCAUUCAUAAAAUAAAAAAAGACAAAAGAUUUGGGUAUUACAAAUUCGAUGCCACGGAUAAGCCAGACACAUUGCAACGAUUUGGUAUUACCAAACUUCCAGCUUUGAAAAUGUUCAGGAAAGGGAAAGUAUUCGAUUAUCGUGGACCAAAAGUCAACCCUGAAGGGAUUACUCAAUAUUUAACCUGGCAUGCACGGGAACCCUACACUGAAAUGUCGCAUCCGGACGAUCUGGAGAAAUUUCUCAAGGAACAUGGUGAACGUGCGACGGUUGUUGGAUUUUUUGCAUCCAAAACGCUUUCGAAAUUUCAAGAUUUUGUAGAUGUCGCUCAAGACUACCGGGAUGAGCAUAAUUUUAUUUUGAUGCCAACACCUAUGGUGAGCCAAAAAGGCAGUACGGACGAACCGGUGCAAGCUCCGGGCUGGACACUGGCGGUUAUUUUACCGAAGCGUUGGCGCACACCCGACGACGAGAAAAAAGCGGUUCUGCAUCAAGAAGACGCAAGUUACGAAAUGAUAAAAGAUUUCGUUCGCUGGAAGACAACUCCGUUAGCGGGAGAAAGAACAUUUGAAAAUGCUAAAAGUCUGUAUUCUCUGCGUCCGCUUGUGGUUGCUUAUGCAAAAAUUGACUGGAGUAAAACCGGAAAAAAAGAUACCGAGUAUUACCGUGAUAAGGUUGCCCACGCCGCAAAAGACCAUAAGGAUACUUUAUUCGCCAUCUGCAACUCUGAUAAUUUUACUCAAGAAAUGGAACGUUUCGGUUUUAAUCUCGAUCCUAAAUACGACAUUCAUGUGGGAAUCCUUGGCAAAGACGGUGAAUAUUAUCCACGAUGGGACACUGCGCACAUGAGCUCGAAAAUGAUCAGCGAAUUUGUGAAUCAAUACAAAGCCGGAGAAGUCAAGCCGUUUUUCAGAAGCAAGUCAAAGCAGCAAGAUGACCCGAAUGUGCUAGAAUUAUCCUCCGAUACGUUUAACUCGAAAAUCCUUCAUAGCGAUUCACACGCCUUAGUGCUCUUUUACCAUCCGUUGUCCAGAAACUGGUGGACAGCCGAGCAAUCAUUACGGGCGUUGGCUAAAGAUCCGGAAUUUCGGCGGCGGGAUGUCAUCUUCGCGCAGAUUGAUGCCUCGAACAAUGAUCUGCCUUCGGACAUUUCUUUGUCGACAUAUCCUAGUAUAGCUCUUAUUCCAAAGGAUAACAAGGACAAUAUGAUUAAUUAUCCUGGGGAAUUAUUUGAAGAACACAUGGUGAGGCAUUUCCUGUUCGAAGAACUGGGAAAGCUGCACAAAUCCAAACCAAAAACCGAAUUGUAAAAUUUCAAAAUACUCGAAACCAAAAAUGUAAAAUGUUAUAUUAUAUGGUGGACAUGGACUUGAGCGAAUAAUGAGGGCUGACUCUAUCGUGGCCCUUAAUUUUGUUAUCGCCGUCUAUGCGAAUGUUCUUUAUAUAUUUUUCUUGCAUACAUUUCAUGAGCGAUCGAUGUAUUACGAAUCUGUCUUUCGAAUGACUGCAACUACAUAGUGCCGCUCAAAAUAAAAACGUUAGA